AUUCGCGGUCAGUCUUCUGUCGACCGUGAGCAAGUACAUAUCGAGACUGCGAAGUUGUUCAGAUAUCAAGACGCCCAUAGAAAGCCGACGAUGUUGUGUACCUGCUGCGUGGCGAUAAUCGCCAUUCUAUAUUUCCUGUUUGAUGUGAACUACUUUAUAAGAAUUAUUCUCACUGUUGCAUGGGGCAGACUAUUCGAGAAGAAGAAGAAACUCUUCGACACGACCACGAUUUACGGCAUCUGUACUACUCAGGACGUUGACUUGGUUUUGAAACACAUGAAUAACUCGAGAUACUUACGUGAAUUGGAUUUUGCGCGUUUCCAUUUUUAUGACAAGUUAGGAAUUUAUGCAGCGAUUGCAAAAAGAAAAGGCGGUGGUGUCCAAGGUGCAUCUACAAUACGAUAUCGCCGAGCAAUUCCUAUUUUCACGCUGUACAAAGUUACAACAAAGCUUAUUUACUGGGAGGGCAAACAUUUUUACAUAGAGCAACAGUUUAUCAGUCUCACGGAUAAUUUUAUUCGCGCCGUUGUAUUAAGUAGACAAACUGUGACUGGAUUGAAAGAUUCUGUGGACGAUGUUAUUACUGAAAUCGAACCAGGAGCGAGUAAACCCGAGCCUACUAAAGAACUUCAAUUGUGGCUGGACUCUAUGGAAGAAUCAUCUAAAAAUCUAAAGAAAGAGAAAUGAGGAGAUUGAUUUUUUAAUGCAUAAUUGUGCUUAAUUGUUGUUUCCGUUAUUUAUUUUAUUUUCGUUAAAAAAUUGCGUUAUUUUGUUACAUUUUAAAACACAUUUAAGAAAUCAAAUAUUAUUAUUAAAUUAGAAACUAUAAUAUUGAAUUUGACAUUAAUUGGGAUUGAUGUUGACCAAAGCAGCGAAUAAAAUUUUAUUUAAAUUUAAAUUUUAUUUAAGCUUAUAUGACAUUUUAUUCUCUAUUUUGUUCAAGAUUGUACCUUAAUUAAUACCAAAAUAUAUUUAGUAUUAGAGUCUUUUAAAAUAUAACAUUUUAUUAAAUACAUUUCGAAGUGUCAUUAACAUCACUUUAUAAAGAUAAUCUAAAAUGAGAAAUUACAUUCCAUACUACAUAUACAUACAUAUUGUAACAGAAAAAUGACAAUGGAGCUAACAAAAUAUAACCAAUUUUUU
This is a messenger RNA of Linepithema humile (Argentine ant), 1143 nucleotides long. Its product is annotated as protein THEM6. Lineage: Eukaryota; Metazoa; Arthropoda; Insecta; Hymenoptera; Formicidae. The record is from RefSeq and is a predicted model, not a curated record.